Ilex paraguariensis (yerba mate) is the source of this 1566-nucleotide messenger RNA. The record is from the annotation of a GenBank genome assembly. NCBI's taxonomy places the organism in Eukaryota, Viridiplantae, Streptophyta, Magnoliopsida, Aquifoliales, Aquifoliaceae.
AUGGUUAAGGUUGCUGAAGCUGAUCGUCGAGCAAGGGGGGGAGUGGAGCCUCUGAUGACAAUGGGCAAAGGAAGUAGUGAAAAAGGAACUAUAGCUAUAGAGGAGAUUUGCGAUGGUUGGCAGAGUCAAAGGGAAGAUUUUGAGAUUGUUGUGAUGCUAUGGUUGCUGCGAAAGUGGUAUGACAGUGCCGAGUUGGAGAAGAGUUCGAAGGAUUCAUUAUAUCACUACGAUAUUGAUAACGGGAGAAAGGUACAAACUGAUGAGGUAUAUGGUGAUAUUGCAAGAAAGUUUAUUGAUGAUAGCUUGAUUUAUGUUCAAGAAGAAGCGGAUGUUCUUUAUUUGGGGAAUGGGUGUGUCAAUGUCAGUGCUCAUUCUGGUGAUUUUCUUCUUUCAAGGGUGGGAGUGUCAAUAUCCAUACUAGUUCUGGGUCUAAUGGUCCACGGGGAGAAUAGACAUUUGCGGUGUCUGGGUGAACCUGGUUCAGGUUUAUUAGGUGUUCCACUUAUUACUGCCUAUGAUCCAAUAUUCAAAAUUGAUGAUAGAUGUCCCAUAAUUAAUGUUGGUCUAAUGAACUCUGAUGCUGUGACCACUGAGACAAUAAUUGUUACUGAUUUUUGCUUGAUUUACCAUGAAUUCUGGUCCAAAACCUCAUCAAAUUCCCCAAAACCACCGGACAUCACAAAAAAUUAUGACUCCUUGUUUAAGAAAUCGUCAGUUGUGGACAUUUCUCAAACACGUCCUAUUGCUUCAGAGAUUAACUCCUUCACAUUUGUGGAUCCUUUUGGAUGUUGUAAUUCCAUGACUAUGCCUCUUAUUUCAAACGAAAAUGGAAGAAAGUCGAAUGUUCACUUUGCCUCUGUUCUUCCUUCAACUGUGUCAGUUUCUGCGAAAAAACAAAUGCCUUCUUCGGGGUUAGGAACUCAGGUCCCUAUUGAUUCCUCCAUUGAUCGAAACACUCAGGGAAUGAAUUUAUUGCCUCAAUCUACUUUGAUUUCUCAACCAAUUUCGACUUCGAAAGGUAGUUCGAUGGAUCGAGUUUUACCAAUUUCUCAGAUCUCUGAUCCUGAGAAGAGAAUUCAGACUCCAAUUGUUAUUCCAAAUGUUCAGAAUUCUUCUGUUAUUCAAGCUUUCCUUAUAAAACCUGGGUCUGCUGAUGAUAUUAAGGGCAAGGAGUUAUUGAGAGAGCUAAAAAUUCAAGAUCCUUUUUCCCUAAUUACUAAGCAUGGAUUGUCAUCAUCUCAGAUUGUGGUGGAAUCAGAUUCUCAGACAUUAGUUCAAAUGGUGAUGGGUUUAGCUGCUAUUCCAUGGAGGUUGCAAAAUCAGUUAGAGAGGAUUAAAAUGUUGUUUGGAAUGUUGAAUCUGCACAUUAAACACAUUUAUAGGGAAACUAAUGGGCUUGCUGAUUUUUUAGCUUUCUUUGCUGUUCAAAAUAAAAUAAGCACUGUUUUUUCUGAUGGUACUCUUCUACCACUUGCUGGGAAGGUUCUUCUGCGGCAUGAUCAGAGUGGUCUGCCUACUGCCAAAUUAAUGAAAAUGAUUUGUGGCCAAAGGCAGGGCAUUGGUUAA